AUGGUUUUAAUCGCCGCGAUGAAAAUGUUGAGAGAGGCGGAUGAGCUGAAACAGAAGAUUUCUAAAUUCAAAAGUGGAACUUCUAUGCUUCAAGAACGAAGUCUAUGGGCUACACAACAGCAGUUGCAAAAGGUAUAUCAAAAAGUACUCAUUUUGGAUCUCGACUAUGCAUUGGAUAAGAAAGUUGAGCAAGAUUUGUGGAAUUUGGGCUUUAAGCAGCAGAUUGAAGCGUUGCAGGCCAUUUCUAAAGAUAGGAAAAACCCCCUGCGCAGCGAAGGUCAGGCCAUGUUAUCAUGGGUCUUGCAAGCGGCGGCCGGCUUCUACCUUUGUCUGUUACAUCAGAUCUGUACUACAUUUAAACUGGAUCUACCAUUUAGACGUCGGGCCUCCCUCUUGGGUCUUGUAGAAGGCUGGGGAGCGGGCGAGUCUGCAGUCGGAGCGCGGCUUCCUCCCCCUGCGUCCGCGCGGUACAUCUGCCAACACUGUCUCGUGCACCUCGGAGACCUGGCGCGGUACCGGCAACAGCUCAGAGUCGCACAUACUUUUUACAGGCACGCGCUCGUGGUGUCGGCGCACUCGGGGCAGCCGUACAACCAGCUGGCGCUGGUGGCGUGGCGGCGCGGGCGGCGCCUGGGCGCGCUGUACUGGCACGUGCGCUCGCUGCUCGUGCGCGCGCCCUUCCCGCCCGCGCCCGCCAACCUCGCGCGCACGCUGCGUGCCGCCGCCGCCGCCGCCAGCACAGAGGUAAACCCCGUGCCAGUGAUCCCGGGUAUAACGGACGGGUGCACGCCCACGCCGGCCGCUGCGCCCGCGAGGCUCGACGCGCACGGCUACGUCACCGAGCUGAUACGUGCCAUACAUUACAUACACACUGUGGAAGAAUUAGAUACGGCAGCUGCUUUAGUGAACUCGUUAAAUUCGUCGCUGACGACACUCAUUGCUACUGAUAAUUUCGAAUCUAUGACAUUAAUCAAGAUGGCGUGUGUAAUGAUCUGGCUCAUACAUUCCACGACGGAAGAGCUGAGCGUGGAGAGCUGUGCGUUAAGCGCUGGUGAGGCUCGUGCUGCCCAGCUCAGCUGCAGCCUCGCCACCGGCACCUUGCUGGCGCUGCUGCUGCCCAACUACACCGUGGACGUGGUCGUGCAGAGGACGCUACCCGCAUUAAAAGUGUGGUUGAGCUGGGCGUCGUGGCACCCCCGCAUCAUGCAGGAGGGCGCGUGGGUGUCGCUGGCGGCGCUGUGGCCGGCCGUGGCGCACGCGCUCAACCUGCUCGCGCUCAGCGCCGCCCCGCUCACCGACAACUAUGACAGUGUCCCUCUCCCUGAAGACGAGGAACUAGCAGGGUUCUUGCCUUUAGAGAACGCGCUCAAAGGUCUACGGUUCCCCAACCACGCAGCAUGGGACACGUACGGAGGGCGAGUGCCUGAUUUAGAUGACGGUGAUGAAAAUACUGACCAACCAGCGGAAGUGUCAGUGACGUGUCUGAGCGGUGAUCCAGAGUUGGAGCAGAGAGUUCGUGCUCAUCGCAUACUGCAGCUGGGCGUGCGGCUGUCACAGAUCAUGCCUGAUCAUCUUACCUACACCGAGGAAGAGGGCCGCCUCAGGUUCAGUGCGACGUCAGUGGGCGGCGAGCAGCUGUCGCAGGCGCUGGCGCAGCUGCGGGCGGCUGCGGGCGCCGAGCCCGCGCCCGCAGCGCCCGACCCCGAGGACGAGUCGGACGACGAGCCCUCGCCCCCGCCCCCGCCCGUCGUCAUCUCCGAGGCUGACUUCCGGGAGAAAGUUCGCGAGAAACGCGUGGGUAUUCUGAAGCCUCAGGGAUCGCUGGAGCGAGCGCGGGAAGAGAGAGCCCUCGCCACGCAAGAAGAACAUCAGUUGAUUCAAGAGCCCGACAUUGUCGAAGAAGGCAAGGGAGAGGAUAAGAAAGAGAUACGGAAGCCGCGUGUCAACAUUGCCAUGGCGGCCAUUAUGAGGAAGCAGGAAGAGACCAACAAACAGGUGAAAUUUGUAACUCCACCCCCAACACCAGACUCGACUGUGGACUCACAAGAGACCAAGGAGGAUAAGCCGAAGAUCAUCCAACCGAAAGCGAUCAAAUCCCUCGCAAACAUUCCUCUCGGUAGGAAAACUGGAGGGAUUCUCUCUCUCAAGGAUAAAUCCGCCGGGUACCCACAUCUAGUCAACACUGAUCCGGAACCAGCUAAGAAACCAGAAAAAGAAGAGAAGAAAGAUCUUAAAUUAAGCCAAUCUGCUCAGAACUCCCAGCCCUUCCAACCAAAACGUCAGGAACAACCACCUCCAGCACCAAACUGGACUCCAAACUUAACAUUCCCUGAAGGACCCAGAAUGAAUUUCCCGAAAAACUACGGCAUCCAAAGUCCUGGCUUGACAUAUCCAAAUUAUGUACCAACAAAUGUCAAUAGCCAAGGUAUAAGAUUACCUGUGGUUAAUCCAAAGGAGAUUGACGUUAGAACUGCAGCGUUACAAAAGCAGAACUCACGACAAGAGCUUUUCCAAGAUGGCCAGAAGUUCAAUCACAAUUACCAAAUGUCUGGCGACAAAAAGAACUUCCUCAGCGAUCUACCUCCACGCUUUGCCAACCAAUAUAGAUAUUGGCAAACUGCUCAAGAUAACCAAUUCAAUGAUAACAAGUUUAGAGACGAUAGUUUUAAAUCAAACGCAGCGUUCAACGCUCAGCAACCUCGCAGUUGGAACACACAACCUCAACAACCAACAGCGGAAAGUUACCAGCAACCGAUGUGGUGGAAGCCGGAACAACCGCCCAACUUCAGCGCCAACUUCUCCACGCCCUUACCAAACUUCUACUCCCAACAUUUAAACGCCAACAUGCCAACUCCUUACCCAAAUAUAUCUUAUAAUCAAGUUCAGGCUCCGAAUAAGCAGGAAGGUUUCUCUCAGCCGGGUUACCUGCAAACCGCUAUCGGCCAGCCACAGUUGCAAGCUCUGCAGAACAUAGUCACGUCGCCCAACUUUAGCUCGUCCUUGAACAGUUUUAACUCUUAUGCUCCCUCGAUUAGCUACGACUCUUCGAUGUACCCGCAGUUUAACAACAAACUCAGUUACCAACCUCUACAGAUGAAAAUGCCUGAUAAACCUCAGAUGGGUUUCCAGGGUAACAAAGAUCUCAUGGAUAUGAACCAACUAGGGUUUGGAGGGAAUGUUCUAGAAAUGCAACAACGGAAUUUGACUAUGAAUAAUUUUAACGAACCGCUCAGUGAUGUGUCGGCGUCGAAAAAUAUAGAACAGAUGGUUGGGCAGAGCGGCGAAGGUCCGAGCGCCUCCCCCCCCAGCAGCACGUACUCUCUGUUCAGCGGCGCGCCCGACGCACCAGCCUGGGGCGCCGUACAGCGACAGCCACCCUCUCUAUGGUCGGGGCCAGGGCCCUCUCCUCUAGAGCGUCUCCUAGAACAGCAGAAGCAGAUGAAGCAACCGCCGGCUCCACAAUGA
This is a messenger RNA of Arctia plantaginis, 3465 nucleotides long. Lineage: Eukaryota; Metazoa; Arthropoda; Insecta; Lepidoptera; Erebidae. The record is from the annotation of a GenBank genome assembly.